Messenger RNA from Contarinia nasturtii (swede midge), 3344 nucleotides. RefSeq names its product centaurin-gamma-1A (gene CenG1A). The transcript is spliced from 10 exons. The record is from RefSeq and is a predicted model, not a curated record. Gene Ontology annotation, cellular component: nucleus. Bases 491 to 3259 code for a protein of 922 amino acids. NCBI's taxonomy places the organism in Eukaryota, Metazoa, Arthropoda, Insecta, Diptera, Cecidomyiidae. Gene Ontology annotation, molecular function: protein binding; GTPase activity; GTP binding.
AUAUUUCUUUUCUUCAAAUAAGUUUGAAAAACAAUUCAUUGUAUGCCAUAUAAUAUUAUUUAAAUUAAUUUAUUAUUUUACAAUCUAACUCAAUACCAAAUCAUUAUUUGUUUAAAAAAUUUCAAUAUUGUAUUAUGAGUCAUAUCCAGACAAAAUACUUAUUGCCAUGAAUGAAUAAUACAUGUAUUCAUCAAAUUACAUAUCAAGCAAUUUAAAGCACACGGCAAAAAGUGUACUUGGCAUUUUGCAAACCCACGUCAAUAUAAAAAAAAACAUUAAAAAACAAACAUUUUUUUUUAUUCUUUGGAAAAUGUAUCGCAAGUCAUUUCAUAUUGGGCUUCAUUUGUUACCACCUUUUUAGUAAUAAUAAUAAAUUAAAUUAGUGAAAUUUUAUGCAAAAGUUAUAGUGCUAAAAAAAACAAAACAAAAAACUUCUAUGGUAUAUUUACUGGUGUCAAUAAAUUGGCUUUAGUUUCAAAAAAAGUUGAAAAUGAGCAGUUCACGUAAUAACUUUCAGUUCUUAAACAAUCCCCUGGCUAUACGUCAAGAAAUUCAACGAUUUGAAAGUGUUCAUCCAUCCAUAUAUGCUAUUUAUGAUUUAAUUGAACUCGUUCCUGAUCAACAAAUUGCACAACAAGUUCGUGACCAUGUCGUCUGUAUUGAAGAUUCAUUUGUAAAUAGUCAAGAGUGGACAUUAUCUCGAUCUGUGCCAGAGCUCCGUUUAGGAAUUGUCGGAUCCAUAAAUUCAGGGAAAUCUGCGUUGGUACAUCGAUACUUAACAGGUAGUUAUAUGCAAGAAGAAUCACCAGAAGGAGGUCGAUUUAAAAAGGAAAUUUUCAUUGAUAAUCAGAGCCAUUUGCUUUUAAUACGAGAUGAGGGUGGAUUACCAGAAAUUCAGUUUUCUGCUUGGGUGGAUGCUGUUAUUUUUGUAUUUAGUUUGGAAAAUGAGGCUAGUUUCAAUGCAAUUUACAAUUUCUAUACGAAAAUGUCACACUUUAGAAACAGCUGUGAGAUUCCUAUUUUAUUGGUAGGAACACAAGAUUCAAUAAAUGAAAAGAAUCCACGUAUAAUUGAUGAAGCUCGUGCUCGAAAAUUGGCCAAUGACUUGAAACGAUGCUCUUACUAUGAGACCUGUGCAACUUACGGCUUGAAUGUAGAAACUGUUUUUCAGGAUGCAUGUCAAAAAAUCCUUCGAUACCGUUCGCAAAAUUCAAGACCGACAACACCUCAAGCAGGCGGAGGUGUGAGUAGUUCUAUGAAUUCGUUACCACAACAACAAUAUUUUCAAAAUAAUGAACAUAAUUUAGUAUCAAGCCCAUCCAAAGACUUUGUUAAAAGUAUUCAAAGUAGCUUAUUAUCUAUGAAUACAGCGGCAAGCGACACAAAUUUUCAAAUAAAUAGUAAUUUUACAUUGCCACAUCGAUAUCAUGCAUUAUCAGCUUCAAGCCAUCAUAUUCCGCUACGAAGUAGUGCAUCUCCUAGCAAGAAUUGGAAUAUGACGAAACCGCAACAAUCUUGUGAUCGAAUGAGUGCUCCAGUUGCUGCCUUAAAUUCACUUCAAAUAUCUAAUAACAAUGCAAAAGAUAUCAAAGAUCUUCCGACGCCAUCGUCCACACCGACUACAUCUCGAAAAUCCAAUCGAAGACGAUCGAAUUUAUUUAUACCUUCAUCAAAAAAAUCAGAAGCGAAAUUAAGUGAACUUGAGGCACUUGGUGUUGGAAGAGCAAUCCCAAUUAAACAAGGCUAUCUGUAUAAGCGAAGCAGUAAUACACUUAACAAAGAAUGGAAAAAAAAAUAUGUAACAUUGACAGACAUUGGCAGACUAACUUAUCAUGGAUCUUUACACGAUUAUAUGGAUGAUAUACAUGGCAAAGAGAUUGCACUAAAUUGUGUAUGUGUUAAAUUGCCCGGUCAAAAACCUCGUGGAUCGAAAUCCAUCUUAACAAAUAGCACCCUUAGUUCAUCGGUUAACUUUUAUUGGAAGGCAACUAAUAGUGCAAUUUCAGACAGUAUUGCUGGUUUAACACUUCCAAAGGAUCGUAAAACGAAUGAAAAAUUAUCACUGGGCGCUUUUGAUUCAUUGCGUGAUUCAAUUGGAAAAACAAAUAGUCAUACACACAGUGGUGAUGAGGGAGUUGUUCUGAGCAAUAGCAAUUCGCAAACCUUUUUAUCUAUAGAAAAUGCAAAUAAUAGCAAACAUAAUGAAAGUCAAUCGUCUAAUUCAUCCAAUACGAAAAAGAGACAUCGUCGAAUGAAAAGUAGUGGUCUUAAAAGCGGCGAAGUAGAUGACGCUGACUCCUAUGAAUUUAUCAUUGUUUCGCCAGGAAAACAAUGGCAUUUCGAAGCUGCUAGCUGCGAGGAGCGUGAUGAAUGGGUUCAAGUGAUAGAACAUGAAAUUUUUAAGACAUUACAGUCGAAUAUUUCUAGCAAAUCUAAGCCACAAACAUCCAAUUUGGCAACAAUACAAAUUAUCAAAGAACAAGUUUCUGGUAACGGAUUUUGUGCUGACUGUGAUGCAAUAACGCCUGAAUGGGCAAGCUUAAAUUUGGGCAUUUUAAUUUGCAUUGAGUGUAGUGGUAUCCACCGAAAUCUUGGUUCACACAUUUCAAAGGUUCGAUCACUUGAUUUAGAUACAAUUGAAAUACCUCACUUAAGCGUAAUGCUUUCCAUUGGCAAUGCGCUGUCAAAUUCAGUAUAUGAAGCAAAUACGAGAAAUUUCGUAAAGCCCAAUCCACAAUCAAUACGUGAAGAAAAAGAAUCAUGGAUUCGGCGAAAAUAUGAAGCGAAAGAAUUUGUACCGGACAUCGAUCAUUCAAUUCCAAGUGGAAGACUACUAAUUGAAGCUGUAGUGAGAUCUGAUAUACGAUCAGUCAUCAUAACACUUUUACAUAUUGGUGAAGCUGACGUAAAUUCAACUGUGAGCGAGUGUGACUUACGGCGUGCAAUACAUCUUGCUUCAGCUAUGGGAAAUCUACCUUUAGUACAAUUGCUGAUUUGGAAUCAUGCUGACGUUCAUCAGGUAGAUCACGAUGGUAGAACAUGUCUCUCAUAUGCGAGAGCCGCACUUUCGUUAGCUUCAACACAACCGACAAAUGAAAUAAAUGGAUUAAAUUCGUUCGAUUCGACGAAAACAUUAGUCGAAAUGUUGGUAGGAUUAGGAUGUUCUGAUCCGUUACCUAUUACAAGCACCGGUACUCUGCCUCGGAAAAGAGAUAUUCUAAGACCAAAUGUAUUUGAAAAAUUAUCGAGUGUAAUGUAAUCCUAAUGAAUAUUCUUAUGCGCGCUCAUAGUAUUAUCAUACAGAAUGAAAAAAAUAAACAAUAUAUUUUUUUCAAAUGUCUUCA